AUGUCUUAUCAUCCUAAUCAACCUCCGUAUGGAGGAUACCCACCCCAACAAUACGGACAGCAAAGCCAUCCUUCUGGACCUCCACCCCAGGGCUAUCAGCAGCCCUACGGUGCCCCUCCCCCACAAGGCCCAUACCCCCCUCAGCAUGGCCACCACCUCCCGCCUCAACAGGGACAUUAUCCUCCACCCCAACAAGGCCAUUACGGCGCACCAUCUCAACCUCACGGAUACCAUGCCCCGCCCGGGCAACCUCCAUUUGGCCAGCAGCAGCAUGGCUAUGCCCCUCCAGGCCAACUGCCCAUGGGAUACCCACCACAAAGUCAAGCACCUGUUGGGUACGGCGCACCAGCUGGUGGCGCCUAUCCGCCCCAGGGUGUUCCGUCACAACCUUCUCCCGGUUACAUCCCUGGACAAGUAGCACCAGGCGACUUCCGGCCGCAAGCAGAUGCUCUUCGUAAAGCGAUGAAGGGAUUUGGCACGGACGAAAAGGCCCUGAUUGCAGUUCUCGCGCAACUCGACCCGCUUCAGAUGGCCGCCGUUCGCGACACAUAUUCCAAGCACCUCGGCCGCGAUCUGUUCAAGGACGUCAAGUCCGAGACUGGCGGAUACUUUGGCGAUGGCCUACUUGCCGUACUCGACGGACCGCUUAUACAGGAUGUCGAGAACUUGCACUCGGCAAUCGAUGGCGCCGGUACGAAGGAGUGGUUACUCAAUGAGAUCCUGCUCGGCCGGUCCAAUGCUGAUAUGAAUGCUAUCCGGGCCGCCUACGAAAUAAGAUAUAGGCGUUCGCUUUCUAAAGAUGUCGAAGGCGACCUCUCCUUCAAGACAUCCACUUUGUUCGCCACCGUCCUUCGUGCUGCUCGCAAUGAAGAGUCUGCCCCUAUCAACCCGCAUACCAUCGAGACGGAUGUUCGAUCCCUGCAAGGGAAGAACGUCACAGAAGUGUGCUCCAUCUUUGCCAAGGCGUCCAAUGCCGAGCUCCGUGCUAUUAGCCAGACGUUCCAGUCACGCUACCAUAUCCCCCUCGAGAAGCACAUCGAGAAGGAAUUCUCGGGUCAUAUGGAAGAUGCGCUACUCUUGAUGCUUCGCUCGGCUACGGAUCCGGCCAUGCGUGAUGCCAUCCUACUCGAGGAAACUAUGAGCGGCAUGGGAACCAAGGACGAGCGCCUUGUUUUCCGUGUUGUCCGUGUCCACUGGAAUCGCAACCACAAGGAGAUGGUCAAGCGCGCUUACCAUCACAGGUUCGGAAAGAACUUGAUUGACCGGGUGCGCGGCGAGACUUCUGGUGAUUACCAGCGGUUGAUGGUUGCUCUUCUUGGGUAG
Penicillium digitatum Pd1 is the source of this 1323-nucleotide messenger RNA. Its product is annotated as Annexin. Gene Ontology annotation, molecular function: calcium-dependent phospholipid binding; calcium ion binding. Gene Ontology annotation, cellular component: cytoplasm. The record is from RefSeq and is a predicted model, not a curated record. Lineage: Eukaryota; Fungi; Ascomycota; Eurotiomycetes; Eurotiales; Aspergillaceae.